Pyricularia oryzae 70-15 is the source of this 1814-nucleotide messenger RNA. RefSeq lists its product as uncharacterized. The record is from RefSeq and is a predicted model, not a curated record. NCBI's taxonomy places the organism in Eukaryota, Fungi, Ascomycota, Sordariomycetes, Magnaporthales, Pyriculariaceae. Gene Ontology annotation, biological process: fatty acid metabolic process. The coding region runs from base 1 to 1785 and encodes 594 amino acids. Gene Ontology annotation, molecular function: medium-chain fatty acid-CoA ligase activity. The transcript is spliced from 3 exons.
AUGGCGAAAAGGCUGAGCCCCAGGGAUCACCUUUACACGGCCGAGCUGUUUACUCGAUCCGUCACCAAUUGGCCAGGUAACAUAGCGCUAGUGUGCGCCCACCAAGCGCCAGACCUUUACGGCAUUCCAAGCGAGCCUACUCCCGAGGUCGAGGGGCAGGGAGGCGAGGGGGAGUCAGAGCGCCUCCCGUAUCUACGAUGGACGUUCCGGAGCCUGAAUUCCGGGGUCGAGCGGCUCAGAGGCGGUCUUGGGCUGCUGGGUGCACCGCCCGGCACGGCUGUGGUGACCUUUAUGCCGAACUGUGCCGAGUUUGUCCUCACCUGGUGGGCGGCACGCGGAAUGGGGCUGGUGAUGGCCCCGUUGAACCCGCGCAGCCUUUCCAACAAGGACGAAGUAGAGCAUCAGCUCGCCACCAUCGUAAAGGGUACAUGCCGUAGGAAGCCGAUCAUAAUGGUCUUUGAGCGAGAGCUUUUGCUAUCGGAACCCCUAAAGAGCACUCCCGGGUUCGCCAAGAUCUUUGUGUCGGGUCAAGCAGCAGCGCAAGCCCCCGAGAGAAAUGAGCUCUCGUUUGAGCGCCUCAUGUCGGCCAAAACAGCUGCCAACGGCGUUGGUCAGGGUCUGCAACCCACCGAUGACGAGAUACUCUUCACAAGCGGGUCGACCUCACGCCCAAAGGCCAUCAAGAUGGAACAUCCCACCCUGUCGCUAGGGAUGAAGGACUUUGCCGACUCGCCCGGCUGCGAUCGCGCACCGGGGGACCUGUGGCUCUCGUUCAUGCCAAACAACCACGGCAUGGGACGGUCGGCCGUCACAUCGCCCAUGUGCUCCGGCGGCGGCGUGGUGUACCCGGGGUUCUACUUCAACGUGGCCCAAGUCGUGGACGUGCUGCUGACCGAGGCCUGCACGCACGCGGCACUGGUGCCGAGUCUGAUCAGGCUCCUGGGCGAAGCCGUCGGCCCGAGGCUCAAACAGACCGCCCGGGCGGGGGGGUCCCUGCUGCGCUCACUGUACCUGAGCGGUGCCCCGCCCACGCCGGCCGACCUCGAGAUCUGCUCCGCCGUCCUGGGGGUCCGGUCGAUCACGUCGGUCUACGGCAUGACCGAGGGCGCCGAGGCCAACACGGCCGGAUGCACAGACUGGUACAAGCUGGUCAACGACAAGGGGAUGCUGUCGGUGGGCAGGCCGCGCAGCCGCGGCGCGUCGCUCAAGGUCUGCUCGCCCGGCGCCACGGGGCCCGACCGACCGCCGCUGCCCAUCGAGACUCCCGGUGAGAUCCACUACUGCGGGCCCUACCGUGGACAACGGUGGCUCGUCACGGGUGACCUGGGUCUCGUGGACGAGGGCGGGCAGCUGUACAUAAUCGGGCGGUCCAAAGACAUGAUCAUCCGAGGCGGGGAAAACAUCGCCCCGGCCGCCAUCGAGUCGCGUCUUGCCGAGAACCCCAACCUCUCCCGGCUUGCCAUUCAGAUCGUCGGAGCCCCCGACCCCAUCGCCGGCCAGGUCCCUGUUGCCGUCAUCGAGGCAAGUGCCGAGAGGCUGAAGCUGGUCGCAAAGGAAAUCCACGACACUGUCCUCGCCAAGAUGGGACCCAUGUUUGUACCAACCCAAAUUCUCCCGCUCCAGGAACUCGGCCUGGCCACUUGGCCGCGAACCACUACGGGCAAGAUCAAGAAGCCGCCCGUGGCAGACGCGGUCGAGAAGCUCUUGAGGCAGCAAGAGGAUUCUGAGUCCCGGAACGACGUGGGUCCCGGGGAAGCAAGAUCAAAUUCAAGCAGAGCCUCGUGAUCAGGAUAUGGUCUCGCUCCGUCGGCCUC